AUGGUAAGGGACAGAUAUAGAAACCAACCAUUUGAUGAUUUGAAAUUGAGACUUAUUGCAGACAGAACAAAAGAUGGAAGGAUAUACAAUGUUCCCAAUGUUUUAAAAGUUGUAGCCCUUAUUGUUGGAGAUGUUGAUACUGCUUCAAGUAGAGACAUCAUAAUGGAAAAGCAAUCUGAAAAAUUACAAAGAAUAAAUGAAUUGCACACAAGCUACCUAGGGUUUCAAUAUCCUUUACUAUUUCCAUAUGGGGAAGAUGGAUAUAGACUGACAAUUAGGGAGUGGUUUUGUUUUAGGUUGCAAACAAGACACUCAGAAGCAUUAACUUUGGUUACAUCUAGACAACUUUUUCAACAAUUCAUUGUUGAUGGAUAUACAAUGAUGGAAUCCAAAAGAUUGUCGUUCAUUAAAUAUAAUCAAUCUAAGUUAAGGGUUGAUAAAUAUAAUAACAUCUGUCAAGCUUCAGGUAGUUCACAAAGCCAAGGAUCACAACAAGGAAAGAGGGUUGUUCUUCCUUCAUCUUUUAUUGGUAGUAGAAGAUUUAUGGACCAACUGUAUUUUGAUGGAAUGGCAUUUUGUAGUUAUAUGGGAUUUCCAUAUCUCUUCAUAACUUUCAUGUGCAAUCCUAAAUGGCCAAAAAUCACUAGAGCAUUGAAAAAGUUAAAGUUAUCCUCAACCGAUCGUCCUGAUAUAGUUUCAAGGGUCUUCAAGAUUAAAUUUGAACUUCUCAUAGAUCUUACCAAAAAUCAUUUAUUGGGCCGAACUAUUGCAUUCAUGUAUACUAUAGAAUUUCAAAAGUGCGGCCUAACUCCUGAUGAUAUUGACAAAGUGUUUUCUGCUAAAAUCUCGUGUCCAAUAACAUGUCCUAAAUUACAUCAAUGUGUUCUAGAUCACAUGAUACACGGUCCUUGUGGUACUAUAAACAGAUCCUUUCCUUGCAUGAAAAAUGGAAAAUGCUCGCGCCUAUAUCUCAAAAACUUUCAGAACACCACCAGUGUAUCAGAAGAUGGAUAUCCACAUUAUCGUAGAAGGAACGAUUCAUUAACUAUGACAAAGAAUGGUGUUUGCCUUGAUAACCGUUCUGUGGUUCCUUACAACCCUGAACUACUUCUUAAGUACCAAGCACAUAUAAAUGUAGAAUGGUGUAAUCGCAUUACAUCGAUCAAGUACUUAUUUAAGUAUAUCAACAAAGGUUACGAUAGAAUAACAGCUGCCAUAGUUCCACAACAGAACGAAGCAUGUUUGAAGAAACAACUAGUAGAUGAAAUCAAACAAUAUCUGGACUACAGAUAUGUAUCUCCAUGCGAGGCAUGUUGGACAAUAUUUUCGUUCCCCAUUCAUGGACGAAAUCCAGCAGUAGAAAGGUUAUUUUUUCAUCUACCGGGAGAACAGGCAUUGUACUUUAAAGAUGAUGACGAAAUGGAUGAUAUUGUGGGAAAAGCAACAGUUUCAAAAUCAAUGUUUAUAGGCUGGAUGGAAUGUAAUAAGAAAUAUGCAGAAGCCAGAAAGCUAACAUAUGUUGAAUUCGUUUCGAAGUUUGUUUAUGUAAAGAAAGAUAGAUGUUGGAAACCAAGGAAAACAGGAAAUACUAUUGGAAGGCUAAUUUGGGUACCUCCAAGUACUGGUGAAGUGUUUUAUCUUAGAAGAAUGCUAACCCAUGUAAAAGGUGCAACAUCAUACAUAGAUAUCAGAACAGUUAACAAUGUAACAUAUUCUAAAUUUAGAGAAGCUUGCUUAGCUCUAGGAAUUUUAACAAAUGAUACAGAACAUGUCGAAGCUAUAAAAGAAGCAAAAGAUUGGGGUUCCGGACAUUAUCUUAGAAAACAAUUUGUUACUAUCAUGUUGUCAAAUAGCAUUAAUCAUCCAGAAGAUCUAUGGAACCAAACAUGGGAGUGGCUUGCAGAUGGAAUUUUGUAUCGCGAGCGAAAUUUUUCCGAAAUUGCAGAUUUAACCAUUGGAACAAAAAUGCUCCAAAACCUGACUUUGGUCGAGAUAGAAAAAUUGCUUGAAGAUAAUAGAAGCAGUUUAAAAUUCUUCCCAACCAUGCCAUACCCAAAUGAUUUUGUUGUCCAAAAUUGUGGAAAUAGGCUUAUAUAUGCAGAACUGAAUUAUAACAUUGUUGAGCAACGAGAAUUGUUCCAAUCCAACUUAAGAUCAAUGACAGGUGAACAAAAGCAAAUUUUUGAAAGGAUUAGUAAGGUCGUUCUAAAUAAACAAGGAGGAGUAUUCUUUCUAUAUGGAUAUGGUGGAACUGGAAAAACUUUCAUGUGGAGAACACUGUCAACAACAUUUCGUUCUGAAGGAAAAAUUAUACCAGUACCAACAUUAGAUAAUUCAGUUUGCAAUAUCGAACAAGGAUCUGAAGCUUCAGAGUUGUUAAAGAAAGCUGAACAUAUUAUUUGGGACGAAGCUCCAAUGGCACACAAAUAUUGUUUUGAAGCAUUAGAUAGAACUUUGAAUGACAUAAUGAGUGGUAUGACAAAAGAGAACGUUGUUUUUGGUGGAAAAGUGAUAGUAUUUGGAGGUGACUUUAGGCAAAUCCUUCUUGUUAUACCUGGAGUAAUUCUCAGAUUCAGUAAUUCUCAGAUUGAAAUACCCAAGGAAUUUCUCAUUUCAGAGUUCAAUGAUCCGAUAGAAGGAAUUGUGAAUACAACAUAUCCAGAUUUAAUUCACAAGUACACAGAAGAAUCAUUUUUGCAGAGCAGAGCAAUAUUAGCAAGUAGAAUUGAGAUUGUCAAUCAAAUUAAUGAAUCCAUGCUAUCACUAAUUCCAGAUGCUGACACGUGUGCGGAGGCAAGAAGACAGAGGCGCGGUGGUGGUUCGUGUGCGCUGCGCAGGUUCGCGCGACGGAGCGGCACGUUGCUGUUCCAGGUUAAGCCGCCUAUGUGUAGUACACCAGUCCCCCAGCCUGUGCCGAUGUUUGUGGCAGGUGAAGGGGUGGCAAAUGUUAGAGGUCUAGUCAAAGGGGUUUUGCGCUGUCAUUUUGAGGUUGGUGACCUUUGGUGUGCGUUGUGA
This is a messenger RNA of Vigna unguiculata (cowpea), 3015 nucleotides long. RefSeq lists its product as uncharacterized. The record is from RefSeq and is a predicted model, not a curated record. Gene Ontology annotation, molecular function: DNA helicase activity. Gene Ontology annotation, biological process: DNA repair; telomere maintenance. Lineage: Eukaryota; Viridiplantae; Streptophyta; Magnoliopsida; Fabales; Fabaceae.